Molecule: messenger RNA, 993 nt
Organism: Aedes albopictus (Asian tiger mosquito)
Lineage: Eukaryota; Metazoa; Arthropoda; Insecta; Diptera; Culicidae
Exons: 2
Coding region: 1-993 (330 amino acids)
Source: RefSeq, a predicted model, not a curated record
AUGACGUCAGAGCUCAAGCGACUGCGUGGAGUGAUUCUUGGACGAUUGACACGGAUCGAGGUGUUUAUCCGAGAUAUCGACUCCAAGUCCGGCCUGACUGAGGAUCAUAUUCAAGCGCGGCUAGAGAUCAUCGACCAGUGUUGGGCUGAGUACAGCACUGUACAGAACAACAUCGACGCAGGUGAAGACAUCGACGUUGAAGAGGAGGAAGAAAAACGUGCUGCAUUUGAGGAGCGAUGCAUCAACGCAAGGGUUGCUCUUCGUUCCGCCCUCAGAAGAAUGCAGAGACAAGGAACAACAUCUGAUAGUCGUAACAUCGACCGACCAUUGCUGCCUGUUCAGCUUCAGCACCAGAUUCCAGUUCCUCAACAAUCAGUGGAUGUGCGAUUGCCAACGCUGGAGCUGCCUACUUUUGGGGGUGAUUACAUGGACUGGCCAGGAUUUAGGGAUGCAUUUCAGGCACUCAUCGACAGAAACAUGCAGCUGUCCAACGUGCAGAAGUUGUUAUACCUGAAAUCGACCCUCAAAGAAGAAGCAGCUAGCGUAUUAGAAGCGUUAGAUAUUACCGAUGCCAACUACCAGGUGGCCUGGGAUCUACUAGUGGAGAUGUUCGAAAAUCGUCGAGUGAUCAAGCAGAAGCAUUUAAAAGCGUUGUUCACCAUCAAACAGGUGCCAGAGGAUUCACCGAGGGAGCUGCGCCGUUUGUUGACAGAGUUCCAGCGGAAUGUCAAUGCGUUGAAACAGUUUGGUGAACCUACUGAAGAAUGGAGCACGCUUCUGGUAUACCUCAUCGCCAUCAAACUGGACGGGACACCACGCCGUGAUUGGGAGACUCAGACCCAGGAUGACGAGUCGCCAACAUAUGAAGAGAUCGUCAAAUUUAUCAACAAGAGAUGCACCAAUCGCCACCCGGCGGGAAGAAACGAACCGACCACCACCCAGCGGGAAGGAACCAGCAGCACCCGGAAACAACCGGAUGGCCACCCGCUGUGA